AUGAACGAUACUUUCCUACCGCUGAUCCGUGCCUCGACAUAUCCUCAACGCCGCAUUGUCACUGUCACCAGCGGCCUAGGGAUGUUCGGCGUCGCCCUUACGGAAAGCUCUCCAUAUAAUAUCUGGAAGUACAAAGUUCCCGUUUACCGCAGCAGCAAGUCAGCCGUCAAUAUGCUUGCAGCGGUCGACACUAUCAGCCUCCAAAACGAAAAUAUCCCGACUGUUCUCGUCGAGCCGGGGUACUGCCGGACGGCGUUUGGAGGAUUCCACGGCGACAAGGAUGCUGAUCAGGGUGGUAAGGUUAUUGCGCGUGCUGCUGUUGGGGGGGAUAACAAAGAUUUAUUUUUGAAAAUUGUUGAUGAUGAGGGCAAGCAUGCCGAGUUCGGCUGGUAA
Messenger RNA from Penicillium samsonianum, 393 nucleotides. RefSeq lists its product as uncharacterized. Bases 1 to 393 code for a protein of 130 amino acids. The transcript has a single exon. NCBI's taxonomy places the organism in Eukaryota, Fungi, Ascomycota, Eurotiomycetes, Eurotiales, Aspergillaceae. The record is from RefSeq and is a predicted model, not a curated record.